AUGAUAGUAGCUGCCAGCAGUGGAGGUCAAAUUGAGCAACCAAAUUGGGACAAAGAUGUUGAGAAUUGCGCUUCACCGACACUCACGUUUAGUGGAUUUUUCCCACUUGGAGAGGAUAUUUCCACCACCGUCGGCGCCGGAUACACACUGGGAUCGUACGAUGUCUCCAAUAUACGAUCCGUGGAAGUGAAACCAUCGGCGGAUGGUUGGCCAAUUUACAUUGAUGCAUUGGUGGCCGCUGGAAAGCUCACCAUCACGACAAACGAUCAGUUCGCUAUCUACGAACAGCUUUCGAACUACACAUUCUUCAUCAAUAAGAUCGUGUUCGUAUGCGCCUCAUCUACGACCCGGGAGAUGAGUUUUAGGCAGAACAUCAAGGAAGAAAACAACUAUGCUCCCAGGUUUAGUCAGGAUUCUUACACCGUCCAACUUCCUCUUCCGCUACCGAAGGGCUUUGAUAUACAGCUGUUCAUAGCAGACGGCAAAGGUAUAGUGGCGUACGAUAUGGAUUUAACGAAAAAUAGUAUCACAUUUUCGAUCGAUGAAAAUGAGUACUUCAGCAUAGCCUCUAUGAAUGGCGCAACUCGUACCGAGUUCAUUGCACAGCUCAAAACGAAGGAAACGCUUACGAGAAUCCAGCAGCCGAUAGUCUUGCGGAUAGCGGCACAGGACGAGUGGAAUCCACCUUUAUCGGGACAAGCUACAGUAACGAUCUCCAGUGAUCCGGAGAACGUGUUUCUAGUGGCACCGGAAUUCGAGCAAAGUUUGUACAGUGUAAAGUACAAACGAGGCGAUCAGUUUAUGCCGAUCCGUAUCGUCCUUAAGGCGGGCAGUUACGAUGCCAGCGUACGGUACGAACUAUCGGGGGACAAUAGUGCCCUGUUCACUAUCAAUCCCAGUACUGAUCGGUCGUCGGCAACGGUGGCACUUCGCUCGGGAGUGCAGAUUGGAGAGGAGUUACAAGUGCUGCUGAUUACUGUAGCGGCAAGCCGCACCGGAGCAGAAGCUACCGGUCAAACUGCACUCGUGGUAGAGCUUACCAGUGAUCCAAAAGUGGUGCCCGAAUUCGAACAGUCCUUCUACAGCGGUACUAUUGGGAAGGAUACACGAAUUCGGUUGGAUGUACCAAUUCGCAUCGUUCCUUCCACUAGUGACUCCAGUGUGCGUGUUACACUGGCCGGUGAUGAUGCAAGCUACUUUAGUGUCAGCUUCAACAACAAUCAAGUAACAGUCGCCCCAUCCGGAGCCCUCACGGCCGAAAUAUUGAAGCAGAAGAGCUACCUCCUGGUAACGAUUCAAGCUGAAAAGGCUAGCGUAGCAGGCUUGGGUGAAUCGUUGCUAUUGCUGUCGAUCGAGAAGGACGGCACGGAGGAUCCACACUUUGAGAAUGUGGCCUAUCAAGGAACGCUCAACGUGGCUACAAACACCUUACAGAUACCUACAGUACGAAUUGCCGCCGGAAGCUAUAUUGCAGGAUUGCAGUUUAGCUUCACGGGAGAUGUGACUUUCUUCAAUAUUCGUGAAAACGCAGGAACCAUCAGCUUCUCGCUGAACAACGUAACCCCUGAGAGGCUAACGGACAGAUCGUACCUUCUCGUAACCGUCGCCGCUAAGCUGCAGGACAUCGAAGUAGCCCAUGCGGUAGUAAUCGUCCGAGUGGUACGUCCACCGGUUCCUAAGUUUGCCAAAAACUUUAUCGAAGGACAGCUAGAUCAACGGACGCUGAGUCUGAGCAUGGAGAAGGUUGAAUUCCUGCUCGAUUCCUUCUCCCGCGACACCGUCGUUCGGCUGACGGAUGAGCGAGGAUUUUUCGGUAUCAUUCAAAUUUUGCCCGAAAAUGUGUUCGAGAUCAAUUUGCAAGGAACCGUCACCAGGGAGUCACUGCGUGGAUUAUCACGCCUUCUACUGACGGUCGAAGCGAACAAUCCGGGUACAGAUAAGGCGUUCUGCGUGAUUGCGGUGAACGUUAUACAACCACCCCAACCAGUAUUUGAGCGUUUGCUGUAUGAUGGAAUGAUCGAGGAAUCCACCAGACAACUCAUCGAACCGAUCGUCAUCAAGCUAACGCCCGAAACGGUAGACGAAAUGGUGCGAUUUUCAUUGGCCAGCGAUGGCGAUUCCUCUUAUUUCAAGCUGGAAACGCUGACACCGAUCAGGGAAGGGGCUCGUAUCAGUCUGGUUGCACCGUUGAGCGACGAUGUAAUGGCCACUAGAGAGCUCUUCCAGUUCAGUGUUAUAGCGACCGAACAGUUAUCGUCUAGAGAGACAAAAAUACCGGUGGUGGUGUACGUGAAGCGACCAUUAAUCAAAUAUCCCAGAUUCACUAAGCCUCUGUACAAAUCGCGAAUUGGUACCAAUCUGCAGCUGGUUCCAUUCGAGGAAAUUAGUCUCGAAAGCGGAAGCUACCUAGAUACAGCGACCGUUUCCAUACGAAGCAGCAACACUGAUUUAUUCAGUGUCCGGCUUAGGGAUGGGCGGGUAACAGUGGAACUGUUGCGACCAAUAACCGUCACCAGCAUCAGCGAGAUCGAUCGUUUCGAGUUUGUUGUAGAAUGCAACAAUCCAGGUAUGGCGUCAGGAUUUACUACCAUCAUUAUCGAUAUAGACCGUGGCACUAGACCGGAAUUCGAGGAGCUUUACUACACCGGAGAGCUAAGAGAAGGCACAAAGGACAUCACCUUCACUACAUCGGUGGCAUUGAAAGCGGGAACCUUUGAAAGCAGCACGCAGUAUCGCUUAGAAGGAGUCGAUAGUGAACUGGUACAGUACACGGUCGCGGUUAAUGGUCGUUUGAGUUUGUACCUACGCGAUGGCGUGUCGGCGGAGCAGCUGAAGGCACGAUCGGAACUACAGUUCCUUGUCGUAGCCACCAAUCCUGUCAGCACCCUUUCACAGUCACCAUCUAUUGCACCGUGUACCGUGAAGAUCAUUCGAUCCGCCAAACCCGUCUUUAACCGGAACUCAUUCAGAGGAAAGCUUGUCGAAGGAGAACCCUACGUCGAGUUUACUGAUGAUCCAGUUAAGCUGGAACUUGAUAGUAUACUAGAGACGACAGUGCUAACAGUUGCAGAUGAUGCUUCAUCUGCUUCAAACUACUUCGAAGCUACGAUCGCUGAGGAUCGUGAAACGGUACGCAUUAGGCUAAAGGACAACGUGAAGUGGGAGCAAAUCCGUUCUCGCGCAUACUUUACCCUUACCUUGCAAGCGGCCAACAGUCCUGGUGCGGAUCCAACGGAAUGUUCCGUAGUGCUGGACGUGGUGAACCUUCCGGCCGUAACGCCCGCUUUCACCAAGUCUAUCUACCGUGGUUCCCUACAGGAGGGUACAAGGGAAGUGAUGUUCUCCGCGGCCGACACCAUUACGGUGGAUCCGGUCACUAUUCUGCCCACGUUUCAGUACGCCGCGAUCGAAAACGAUGCCAACUUGUUCGAGCUGCUGCUAACGGAAGAUAACAAGUUCAGGGUAUUGCUGCGUGAUACCAUCUCCCCGUCGGCCAUUGAAGGGCGCGAUUUACUAAACUUCAUCAUUAGCAUCAACAACGCGUACAGUGCCGUCGAUACGGCAACCAUUGUGAUCACUAUCAAGCUGGCCGAUAUUAUCAGUCCGAUGUUCACGAAGCUGCUGUACAAUGGAAGUGUCGAUGUGACGAACCAGGAGCUUCUGUUCGGUGAACCUAUCCUGCUUAACGCGGGUACAUUCACGGAAAACACGGAGCUCGGUAUUGGUGGUACGGAUGCGGCCAUGUUGACGGUGACCAGGGAUGGUGCCCGUGUCGAUCUAGCACUGAAGGAGCGGGACGCGGUGCUCGAGGGACUACACUACAUCAGUGCGUACAUUCAAGCGACCAAUCCUGGCAGUGAUACAGCCACAGCCUUCGUCCUGCUUGAUGUAGCUGGAAGCCAACUACCACAAUUCGUGCAACCGACUGCUUAUGGUCAGCUAGCACCAGGCUCUCGAACCGUUACGUUUCCUGUUGGUUCGGAGUUGAAGAUCGUUCUGUCGAGUACUGCACCGGGCUUCCAGUGGAACCUAGAAGACGAUGACUAUCGCCUAUUCGAUGGUUUGUUAAACGAUGAUACAUUCACUUUCAAAUUAAAAGACUCCGUUACCGAGGAGCAGAUGGCGGUAAAGGCGCAAUUUAGCUUCAGUGUUACGCUCAAGAAUCCCGCCAGUGCUACGGUCGUAUCACGGGUCAUAAUCGCUCGAAAGCUACCGACCCCUGCAUUCACUAGGACGAUGUACGGUGGAUACUUCACGCCCGAUGAGCUCCUACCGCGGUUGUCCGAAGUGAUCACCAUAACCGAGGAGAGCUACAGCGAUGGAAUUACGGUGAAGAUCCGGGACUCAAAUGUCGACUUUCUAAUGGUCGAACAAAGUGGUCGCAAUGUGCAGCUUCGCGUGACGCGACCAGUAACGAUCACAGAUUUUCAGGGUUUAGAAUUCGUCCAUGUCCGGCUUGAGGCGAGCGUUGGUGAAGAGCGUGGAGAUGAAUGCUCCAUUUUGCUCACGCUUCCGGAUGGAACACCGUGCACUCCAUUGCCACCGAUCGUUGAUUGUACGGGUUGCUACAACUGUUCCACGGGUAACAUACUGCAUGAUGUGCCAGUAUUCGAAUAUGGCAAUUACCGGUUUCAGCUUCGAAGUGACUCAAGCGGUACGAUCGGGUCCGUUAGAGCCCUAGUGAAGGAUCCAAACGCAAUUGUGGAGCAUCAGUUGGAUGUACAGGAUGCUUAUCUACAACUCUAUCUAUCCAUGAGCCCCGAAGGAACACUAACCUUAGCACGGCCAAUAGAGCCGAAUGAGUAUGAGUUCACUGUAAAAGCGAUUAACGUGAUCGCGGGCAAACAAGCGUCCGUCAGAGUGUUCCUGGACGUGCUGAGUAAUUACGAGUGUACCGAACUGGGACGUAAGGUGCAGAAUGUUGAAAAAUCAUUGCUAAUAGUACACAUGGAUGAAGAACGUUCGCAUUUGACCAUCUUCCCGACGAUCCUAGGAGCGUGUGAGUACGAAAUUUUAAGCCAAAGUCCUGCUAGUGAGCCACCAUACUUCGGUAUUGACGUCGCAACCCACUGGCUGGUGUCACGUAGCGUUGAUCGCGAGGAUCGCGGACUGUUUGGCGAAAUGAUGGUACCACAGUUUCAGCUUCGUUUGAAGUUACUGUGCAGUGAUGGUGAUAGUAACCAGCAGCGUACCAAACGAUCGUUAAUCGAUACGAACACGAUCAAUUACGCGUCGGACAUUACUGUGAUCAAUGUCGUGAUCGAUGACAUCAACGAUAACGACCCGAUCUUCGUCAAUCCAACAAUCGGAACGACGACUGCCCAUCUGGCAUAUCCUCAUCCCUUGCUGGCUAGUAAGCUUAUGCUGCCUUAUCUAACCAUUCUGGAAGCCAAUGAUGCAGACGAAGGAUUAAAUGCAAAGAUACGGUACAGUUUGGGCGAAAACGAUCACUUUAUGGUCGAUCCAGAGACGGGAUGGAUACAGCCUGCCACCAACUCAUUGCUCGAAGUGAAUCGUAUUGAGCUCACGGCGAUCGCUACCGAUCGUGAUGGAGCAUCUGAUGGCCGCAGUACAAGUGCUACGUUGAGUGUGCGACGAUUGGAAGAGCACCAAAUAGUAGUUAUCACACUCGAUGCGAUGGACGAAUCAAUGGUCACUGACAUUGUCGAUCGGAUCAAUCAACAAUCCAAUUUCCAUCUUAAGCUCCUGCAUCAGGCAUACGUUCCAGUGAGCAGUUCCGUUUCUCGACUCGACAAUCGCGAAACGCUUAUGUUGGAGAAACUUCAACAACAACGCACGGUGCGUUUAGUGGUUUACGCUAUGGAUGACAACAAUCAACUAUUGGAGUUUGAUGCUAUCCAGAGCACAAUUCUAAAAGCAGUGCCUAGUAUAGGAGCAUCAUCGAUCGCCAUGAUUACCGAGGCGAUAUGCUCGGGCGACGGAAAUUCGUGUGCGGAUGGUUUGCGGUCGACUCGCGACGGUCUGAUCGCUUCAACUUCUGUCCUAGGUGCGUUGCUUCUGAUCAGUUUAGCUAUCGGCUGUGUGUUGUACAUUCGCUACGUAAGGCCAUUGUCAAAGGGCGCUACCACCGCAUCCGAUGUGGAGCAGCUAGAGAACGAUUUUGAUCCCAGUCCUCCACCAACACCGCCAUCACUGGGUGGAAAAAAGGAAACCAGCGAAGAACGGGACGAACGGAACACGCACAAUGAUCGGAAAAUAUCGAUCAACAUUACUGGAAUUACUAUGCAAGACUCAGAAGACACGCUCACGGAUAGCAAUCGAUUGGCACGAGCUCUCGGUGAUCGACUAGUCGAAGAAGAUGAGUACGGCGGCAGUACGGCGGUUCAGGAGGUGCCGGCCAGCGAACCCAAGAAUGUGAAAUUUAACGAACUAGUAGAAAGGAUAGAAGUCGAGCAUCAUCACAGCGAUGACGAGGAGGAAUCCGUGUUUGAAGAGCGGCUGUAGUAGCUGGGAGGUUUAAAGAGUGCAUGUUUAAUGGUAAGCCUUUUAUGAAUUGACACAUUAGAAUAAAUACUGAAGGAAACAACAAUAAAUCGCUGUUGUACUUUGUGACUGUACAAAUAUCUCGACUACUGCCGCAAGAGGCGCAAAUUUUAUAGAUAAAAUCUAUCUUGCAGCAGAAAGAAAGAAAAAUAUAUUGGAA
Messenger RNA from Anopheles darlingi, 6664 nucleotides. Its product is annotated as protocadherin Fat 4-like. The record is from RefSeq and is a predicted model, not a curated record. The coding region runs from base 1 to 6465 and encodes 2154 amino acids. Gene Ontology annotation, biological process: homophilic cell-cell adhesion. NCBI's taxonomy places the organism in Eukaryota, Metazoa, Arthropoda, Insecta, Diptera, Culicidae. Gene Ontology annotation, molecular function: cadherin binding; calcium ion binding. Gene Ontology annotation, cellular component: plasma membrane; catenin complex. The transcript has 8 exons.